AUGUCACAGCGGACCCUGGAUGAAGGCCUUGAGUAUCUAUGGGACCUCCCCGCCGCAGCCUCAAGAUCCGACACACACGCAUGCCACCCCAGCCAACGAGCCCCCCUUCAAUACUUGGCCUCCUCUAUCCCCCAAGAACCUGGUCACAAACCGCCCACACAUACUGCACCCGCUCCAAUGGUAACCGCCUCGGCUGGGUCAUCUAUAACCCUCAUGUUCGGCGGCAACGGUCACAGCCGUGGUAACUUUGGCGGUGUUGAGAUGGGUGACCCAGGGAAAGUAUCCGUUUAUUGGGCCGGUAGCAAAGAAAAAGACAUUGUAGAUGUAAAGGAGUUGACGGAGGACAAUCUUAUGCAGAGGAACGGGUUCAGUGAGGAGAGUUUCGCAUAUCCGUUGGAUAAGAAAGUAACAGCGCCGGGGUGGGGACCGGAAGACCUUCACGACAAGGGAAACUGGCAAACGUUGCAUCUGUAAGUCCAUAUUAUUUUCUUCUCGGUGUCGUAUUGAGAAGAGAGGAAGAGGCUCCAUAGAACGUCGUUUCACUAACAGUCCUUUGCAGGCCGGAAUGCAUGGAGAAGGGACGGCACAUGAUGAUAUGGGUGUGGAGUUUUGGUGGUGCAAAUAAGUAUAGCACAUGUUUUGAUGUUAUGGUCGCGUGAGAGGAAGGCGAAGAAGGUAGGUCAGGAGGGGUGUUGUAACUGUGGACGUAUACGUUAGAGAUGUAUGUGCAACAUGACUGUAUACAUCAGUGCUUCGCCUCUCUCUGUCCGCUCGCUGUUCCUGCUUCUCCUCUUGCAUGCGCAG
Alternaria alternata is the source of this 804-nucleotide messenger RNA. RefSeq lists its product as hypothetical. The transcript is spliced from 3 exons. The record is from RefSeq and is a predicted model, not a curated record. NCBI's taxonomy places the organism in Eukaryota, Fungi, Ascomycota, Dothideomycetes, Pleosporales, Pleosporaceae. Bases 1 to 474 code for a protein of 157 amino acids.